Molecule: messenger RNA, 2270 nt
Organism: Arabidopsis thaliana (thale cress)
Lineage: Eukaryota; Viridiplantae; Streptophyta; Magnoliopsida; Brassicales; Brassicaceae
Product: RING/U-box superfamily protein
Exons: 2
Coding region: 209-1690 (493 amino acids)
Molecular function (GO): ubiquitin protein ligase activity
Source: RefSeq, marked reviewed
AAAAAGGAAAGAAGAUGAGAAAUGUCUCUCAGCUAGACAAGACCCCCAUCCGUCGUCGUUGACCCCUUUCCGCCAUAAAAUCCCAACACCUGUUUUCUUGCAUCGAAACCAUCCCCUUGCCUUGUUUGCUUGGACAGAUGACUCCUUGCUAGUUUUUUGAAGAUCCGGCCGUAUCUCUUCGACCUCAAAGCUGCCGCCUUUGGAUCCGAUGGAAUCACAAGGACCUUCUAAUGGUCAUCCCAUGGAUAUCAGCAGCAAUUCAAUCCCAUCGUCUGCCUGUAAUCUGUGCGGAAGAGUCGUUCAAUCUGCUUCCGAUGAUCUUGAAAUCUUCAGCUUAUGUGUCGACUGUAAGUUUUUGUUGCUUGAAGAUUUCGGCACUCCCGCGCCUCCCUUGGCUCGGCGGCAGACAAUUAGGAGGAGGAGGAUGAGGAGGAGGAGAAGAACAACUAGGCACGACAGCUCUGAGUCUGUCGGUGUCGGUGAUCUUUCCUCCCAACAAUUCACACACUUGAUAAGCAUUGCAAGACAAAGCCUUUCAACGGUUCAAGCUAGUGAGGAUCUACGUGAUGACCUGCGAACUAGCUCCCAUACCACUCCAAGCGGCUCGACAAGAUGGAGACUCUUCUCAGAAUCUGAAAGUGAUGAUUUUGACAACUUUGGCGAAACCGAAUCAAACGCUAGCUUUAGCCUCUACAGAUUUCCCCAUGCUGAUAACGAUACCAUUUCUUUUAGUGCUUACGGUGGAGAGUCUGAUGCUUCCACGGACAGGCAUGCCGAUAUCUUUGUUCAACCAGAUGACAGGAGCGACAUUGACUUUGACACUGAUAUAGACCCGAUGCGCGCUGGUCUUAACCAGUGGAACUCAGACGAAGAAGACAGGGAAUGGGAGGAAGGAGCGGGUCCUUCUGGGGUUGCAGGAACACGCUAUAGAAACUAUUUGGCAAGUCCAAGUGAGAGCUACAGCUCCAUGACUCGGUUUGAUUCACCUGAGUUAGAGAGAAGCUUUCGUCAAAGAAUUAUAGAGAGGAGGCAUUCGUUAUCUCGCAACAUCUUCACUGGUUUGGAGGAUUUGGACUUCUCCCCCUAUGCUGCAAAUGUUGGGGAUUAUCUUGAUGAGAGAGGCUUUGAUGAACUGCUUGAGCAACUUGCUGAGUCUGACAAUUCAAGAAGAGGUGCACCACCUGCAUCUGUCUCAUGCGUCAGGAAUCUUCCAAGGGUUAUCAUUGCAGAGGAGCAUGUAAUGAAGGGCCUAGUUUGUGCGAUCUGCAAGGAGCUUUUCUCCCUCCGCAAUGAAACCACGCAGCUUCCGUGUCUACAUCUAUACCAUGCUCAUUGUAUCGUACCUUGGCUGAGUGCCCGUAACUCCUGCCCACUCUGCCGUUAUGAGCUCCCGACAGAUGAUAAAGAUUACGAGGAGGGAAAGCGGAAUGUGCUGGAUGUGAGCGAGGAUAGCUCCUCCUCUGAUGAUGGUACAGAAUCGGGGGAAGAGGAAUAUGUAGAGAGAGGUGAGAGCGAGUCUGGUGUGAGCAGAGUCAGCAGAGGAAGAUGGCUGUUUCUGGCUGCUGCACCAGUUGUGAGUCUGGUGGGCGUUGUGUUGGCAAUGUGGCUAAGCAGCCCACACAGGAGGGGUAUAGCAAUCUCUCAUAGCCAAAGGGAGAACAGAACCAGAAGAUGGCUGCCGUUUUUCUGACUGAUGCCCAGAUCCGUAGGUGCCUCCAGAAUCUGUAUUUUUUUAAGACCCUUAAAAGAUACUUGAGUUUCGUCUGCUGUUUAUCGACUUGGUACUGUUUCCACACAUUAGUUUUAAUUGACGUUUAACUAAAGUUGUGCUGUUUGUCGCGUGUUUCAAAUAAUAUUCUUGAUAUAUCCAGAGAAAAAGGGAGUGCUCAUUAGUUGAAAAGAGUUAUAAACUAACAUUUACACAGGAAAGGAAAAAAAAAAAAUCAGAAUUUUGGUUGGUUCAGGCACAUAGGAGAUGCCACUGUAUUUACACAGAAGUAUUGUAUAGUAGCAGAUGAAUGUGUCAAUAAGAAGAGAAUUCAGAAGAGUAUGUUAAUGUAGAGUACCAUCCAUCCAGCCAUUGAGAAGAUGGCGAAAAUGUGGACCCAGAAGAGCACAGCAGCUGAUUCCCUUCCACAGCCUCUAAGGUUGGCAACAGCUCCUGAGAGCACUGAUGUAGGCAUUGUGUGCUGAAGGAGUAACACAAAUCGGAACAUCUUAUCAUCAGCAGGAAGGAACCCAAGUUUGUCUGCUACUGUCACGAUUCCUAG